UUUUUCUUAAUUUCUGUGCUUGAGAAUAAAAAAAUUGGAUAUUAAAAAAAGUACCGUGCUUUCUUAAUCACACAUCCCAAUAUUAAUUGACCGAGCUGAAUCCCAUACACUCCAUUUCUCUGAUUUCUUAUCCUGGUUGCAACUGACCCGCGACGAGCCCUAACCUUCAUAAGGGAAAAAAGCAUUGGUUUUUUGUUCUGUCAAUGGGAGCUUUAGUUGAGGAGCAUUACAGUUUGGAGCUUGAUAAUGGAACGGGUCUUGGAGACUGCAUUGAUCUAGGAUUUGAGGAUGAACCGGAAAGUAUGGCUAUUGAGGAGUCUGUAAGAGUCCUUUUGCAAUGUUUAGGUGAGGAUGUCAACAGAGAAGGUCUCAGAAAAACCCCUUUUCGGGUAGCUAAGGCUCUUCGUGAAGGCACCAAGGGCUAUAGACAAAAAGUGAAUGAUGUUGUACACGGCGCUUUAUUCCCAGAAGUUGGGUUGGGAACAGGGGUGGGUCAGGCGGGUGGGGCCGGUGGGCUUGUGAUUGUCCGUGACAUAGAUCUCUUCUCUUACUGCGAGUCUUGCUUACUCCCCUUCCAGAUCAAGUGCCAUGUGGGAUACGUCCCCUCUGAACACCGUGUUGUAGGACUCAGCAAGCUCUCCCGCGUGGCCGACAUUUUCGCCAAACGCCUUCAGAACCCCCAACGCUUAUGCGAUCAGGUGUGUGGCGCCUUACAACAAGCAAUCAAUCCAACGGGUGUCGCCCUCCUCUUACAGUGCUCCCACCUCCAUCUCCAUCACGGGUGGGUUAAGGUCCAUGUCACUUCCGGGUCCGGAGUUUUUGAGGAUGAGAAAGCUUAUGUGUGGUCCGACUUUCUAUGCCUUUUAAAACUCAGAGGAAUAUGUUUAGACGCGAGAGAUGGUGAAAGACCCUUUUGUCCCUCCAAGGUUUCGUGCAAGACGCCUCUGCCGCCAAUAAAUUCGGUUAUGACUAACGCGGUCGGGUCCAUUCUUCAGUCUCUGGGUGAAGAUCCAUUCAGGAAAGAGCUUUUAGGAACGCCGACCCGUUUUGUCAAGUGGUUCACGGAUUUUAAGAGUUCUGAUUUGGAGAUGGAGAAACCGGAUGGAGGAUUCAUUAGGGAGCUUUUGGAUCCAAAAAUAGAGAUCAGGUCGGAAGUGAACUUGACGUUCUGGUCACAGUGUGAACACCAUCUUCUUCCAUUUUAUGGGGUUGUGCAUAUAGGAUACUUCUGUUCAAAUAAUGGAGGUGGAGGGGUAGGAGUCAAACCAAUGCUGCAGUCUAUAGUGCAUUUUCAUGGUUAUAAACUGCAAGUGCAGGAGAGGCUAACGAGACAGAUAGCAGAGAGUGUUGCUUCGAUUCUAGGGGAGGAUGUAAUGGUAAUUGUGGAAGCGAGUCACACUUGCAUGAUAUCUCGAGGUAUCGAAAAAGUUGGGAGUAACACUGCCACGGUUGCUGUUUUGGGCCGAUUUUCCCAAGAGCCCGCUAUAAGGAUGGAGUUUUUGCAGGGUAUUCCAAACUCUUGUGUGCUGAAGGAAAACAGUUAUAAUUAGGCUACAGUAGAAAUACACAACGGUUUUCCAUUAGCAAGCAAAGGAUUCCUUGUCUUUCUUUGGUGGCCAGAUAUACAGAUUGAAUAAAAUGCUCAAACAGUGAACAUUUUAUUGUUUGUGCAUGUGGGUUAAUUUUCACACAGCCCAUUGCGGAGAAGUCGUAAUAUCUCGAAUACAUAUGUUUCUAUAUAUAUUCAUGGGUUGGGGUGGGGGGUUGUGGAUUCUCCUUUUGAAAUUUAGGGAGUUACCUUUAAUUCCCACAUGUAUUUGAUCUUCAUGCAAUGAAUAUGUUGUGUGAUGCAACCAAGUAUCAGUUAGAAGUUUGUGACUCUUUCUUUUAAGUA
Molecule: messenger RNA, 1894 nt
Organism: Cuscuta europaea
Lineage: Eukaryota; Viridiplantae; Streptophyta; Magnoliopsida; Solanales; Convolvulaceae
Source: the annotation of a GenBank genome assembly